This is a messenger RNA of Capsaspora owczarzaki ATCC 30864, 1102 nucleotides long. RefSeq names its product Gpn2 protein. Gene Ontology annotation, molecular function: GTPase activity. Gene Ontology annotation, cellular component: cytoplasm. The coding region runs from base 103 to 1029 and encodes 308 amino acids. NCBI's taxonomy places the organism in Eukaryota, Filasterea, Ministeriida, Capsasporidae. The transcript is spliced from 5 exons. The record is from RefSeq and is a predicted model, not a curated record.
CUCAGUCCUUCAUUUUCAACUCGUCGUCGUCGUCCAACCAUCGACCUCCAACUCCCAACUUCCUGCUUCUCUUGUUUUUUCUGUCCUAGUUUCCAUUCCUAAAUGCCGUUCGGUCAGCUUGUCAUUGGCCCGCCGGGCUCUGGCAAGUCGACGUACUGCCGCGGGGUGCAGGAGCACUUCCACGCCCGCCGUCCGCACGCGCGCACGGUACAUGUGGUCAAUCUGGACCCAGCGAACGACGCGCUGCCGUACACGCCUGCAGUCGACGUGUCCGACCUCGUCCGCCUGCCCGAAGUCAUGGAGCGGCUCAAGCUCGGACCCAACGGGGCGCUCAUCUACUGCAUGGAGUUCCUGCAGCAGAACUUUGACUGGCUCUGCGCCAAGCUCGAGCCGCUGUGCACCGACGACGCCUACUUUCUGUUUGACUGCCCUGGCCAGGUCGAGCUGUACACGCACAACGACGCCGUCAAGGAGCUCACCCAGAAGCUCGACAAGGCGCUCAAGUUUCGGCUCGCAGCAGUGCAUUUGGUCGACUCGCAUUACUGCAGCGAUCCCGCAAAGUUCAUUUCGGUGCUGCUGACGUCGCUCGCGACCAUGCUGCAGAUCGAACUUCCACACGUUAACGUACUUUCAAAGAUUGAUCUCAUCGAGCGAUAUGGUCAACUAGCAUUUAAUUUGGAAUUUUACGCAGAGGUACUCGAUCUGUCAAAGUUGUUAAACCACCUUCAGGACAAUCCGUUCGCGCAACGUUACAAGAAGCUGAAUACCGCUCUAUGCGGUCUGAUUGAAGACUAUUCUCUGGUGACAUUCUCAACCAUGAACAUCCAAAAUCCUGAUAGCAUCACUCGAUUGAUGAAAACUAUCGACAAGGCAAACGGCUACGUCUACGGCGGUCUUUCUGAAGGCAACGAUUCGAUCUUUGACGUGGCCGUCGCCGCCGAUUUCCAAUACACAAAAUUCAUGGCCGACAACGACCAAAUGAAUGAAUUUAUGAUUGGCGACGACGACGUGGAUGAAGAGUGGGACUAGUCCGUUUUGUGCACUUUGUAUCAUACAUCGCUUUCUUUGUGAGCAAACCCGACGACUCGCUUGGCCAAUUUUU